Sclerotinia borealis F-4128 is the source of this 4209-nucleotide messenger RNA. The record is from the annotation of a GenBank genome assembly. NCBI's taxonomy places the organism in Eukaryota, Fungi, Ascomycota, Leotiomycetes, Helotiales, Sclerotiniaceae.
AUGUCAGAAUCGCCUGUCCGGUCCUCUAGAAGGGUGGCUUCUCGCCGGAAAAUUGUAGUAGAAUCAUCAGACGAAGACGAAAGCAUGGAAGUAAAGGUUGAGGAAGAUGAUGAGGAGGAGGAAUUUACCCCCGCACCGAAGCGUAGUCCACGAAAAGCCCCUCAAUCAAGGCGGAAGACGACAAAUUCAAUUGCGGCUACACCUCGCGCAGGCGAUCGAUCAAAGAAAAGCAUGGAUACCGAGAACGCUGAGCCUUCGGAGAUGUUCGACCCUGACCAAACGGCAACCCCAGCACCGGAGUCACCUUCAAAAAAGGCACCCCCCCGGAGCGCACGCAGCUCCGUUGCACCUGAAUCGAACCCACCUUUACCAACACCGAAUGCAUCACAGUCUCCUCAGCCAUCCGAAAUGCACAAUAGCACAGUUCUGGCUGACAUCACAGAAAGGCCUGGGACCUCGGACAGUCAAGCGUCAGCUGUCAAACCCUUGCGAGCUAUGGAUACAAUCAUGGAAAAGCCAAUGGAUAUUGUUCUCAAGUCAAGAACCAUGGCAGCUCCGGUGAUUGAGGAUACUGGUCCAAAAGCUCGAAUAGUCAUUACUUAUCUGAUUCUUACGAAUUUUAAGAGUUACGCUGGCCGCCAGGAAGUUGGCCCCUUUCAUUCGUCUUUUUCUUCUGUCGUUGGGCCUAACGGCUCCGGCAAAUCCAACGUUAUCGAUUCUCUUCUUUUUGUAUUCGGCUUCAGAGCUAGCAAGAUGCGACAGGGCAAGAUUUCCGCAUUAAUUCACAAUUCUGCAGCUUUCCCGAACCUGGACCAUUGUGAGGUUGCUGUACAUUUUCAAGAAGUGAUGGAUCAGCCCGAUGGCACACAUCAAAGUAUUCCUAAUUCUGAUCUGGUUAUAUCUCGCAAGGCGUUCAAAAAUAAUGUCAGUAAAUAUUAUAUCAACGGGAAGGAGUCAAAUUUUACCAUUGUCACGACACUACUUCGUGACAGAGGUGUGGAUUUAGAUCAUAAAAGGUUUUUGAUCCUUCAAGGUGAAGUCGAGUCAAUUGCGCAAAUGAAACCGAAGGCUGCGAAUGAACACGAUGAUGGCCUUUUGGAGUAUCUGGAGGAUAUUAUUGGCACAUCCACAUAUAAAACCCCCAUCGAAGAAUCUGCUAUCGAAGUGGAAACGUUGAAUGAAGUGUGUGUUGAGAAGAGUGGGCGGGUUCAACACGUUGAGAAGGAGAAAAAUGGUCUCGAAGAUAAGAAAAAUAAGGCGCUUGCUUAUAUCAGGGACGAAAAUGAGUUGACUAUGAAGCAAUCAGCUUUGUAUCAGGUCUACAUUAAUGAGUGUGGUGAUAAUUUAGCCGCUACCGAAGAGGCUAUUGGUCAGAUGCAGGCACAGCUGGACGCAGAAAUGGAAAAGCAUCAAGGCAAUGAAGCGGGAAUCAAGCAGCUUGACAAGCAGUACAAGAAGGGCCAAAAAGAGUAUGAGUCGGUCGAAAAGGAUACUCAAGCAAUACUCAAGGAGAUGGCAAACCUCGACCAGGAGCGAGUGAAGCUUGAAGAGAAGAGGAAAUUCUUGACAGGCAAACAGAAGAAACUGGAAAAAACAGUCAAUACAUCCGACUCCGCUAUUUCCGAAGCUCAGGCUACGAUCGAGAAGUGUGCAGAAGAAAUCCAGGAAUCUGCCGCCGAGAUAGCUGCAACUGAACAGAAGAUGGCCGAAGAAGAGUCAGAGCUCGCUAAUAUCAGGGAUAGUCUCAAGGGGAAAACCCAAGAAUUUUCCGACCAAAUUGCGGCCAAGCAGAAGUCAUUGGCGCCAUGGAAUGAGAAGAUUAAUCAAAAGCAAUCUGCUAUUGCCGUCGCGGAGAGUGAGCUCGCGAUCUUACACGAGAAGGCCAAUGCAGGUGCUGUAGCACUACGGGAGAUUCAAUCAAAGGUUCAGACCAUAGAAGAAUCCCGGAAGGCUAAGCUCGAAGAACUCGAGCAAUGCAAGGGACAAAGAGCGAAGCUGGAAAAGGACGGUGCUCGAUUACAGGCCGAAUUAACGCAAUUGUCUCAGAAGGAGCCAGAUUUCCGCUCUAAACUAUCAGGUGCUCGCCAAAAAGCCGAUGAAGCCCGCGCUAGUCUUUCGAAUACCCAAACCCAAGGGAAUGUUCUGACGGGCUUGAUGAGGCUUAAAGAGUCUGGCCGGAUCGAUGGUUUCCAUGGCCGACUUGGAAAUCUGGGCACAAUUGACCAGCAAUUUGAUAUUGCAAUUUCUACCGCCUGUGGAGCCCUGGACAAUUUUGUGACGGAUACAGUCGAGGCUGGUCAACAGUGUAUUGAAUAUCUUCGAAAAACUAAUCUUGGACGAGGUAACUUUAUGUGCUUGGACAAAUUAGGAAAUCGUGACAUUUCGCCCAUACAAACGCCGGAAAACGUCCCUCGUCUUUUCGAUCUUAUCAAACCAAAAAAUGACAAAUUUAGACCAGCAUUCUUUCACUCGUUACAAAACACACUUGUAGCACAAGAUUUAGCACAAGCCAAUCGCAUCGCUUAUGGAGCCAAACGAUGGCGUGUCGUGACUUUGGAUGGUCAGUUGAUUGAUAAAUCAGGUACAAUGUCUGGUGGUGGUAAUACGGUAAAGAAGGGUCUGAUGUCUUCGAAGCUUGUUGCCGAAGUCUCAAAAGAGCAGGUUUCAAAGUUGGAAGUGAACAGAGAUGAGCUCGAACAAACUUUCCAGAAGUUUCAAGGCCGCCAAAGAGACCUGGAAACGCGGCUUAAAGAUAUAAGCCAUCAAAUGCCGCAACUCGAGACGAAAAUGCAAAAGCUUGGUCUGGAGAUAGAGAGUUCCGAGCGAAACUUGGUAGACGCACAAAGACGCAUCAAGGAAUUGAGCAAGGAGCACCAGCCAUCGCAAACAGACGACAGUCGAGUCUCCACACUGAAUAAGGACAUUGCGAAGAUUCAAAAAGAAAUCAAGAAACUUCAUGCUGAAACAGCCAGCGUAGAAGAAGAGAUUAAGGCUCUUCAGGAUAGGAUCAUGCAGGUUGGUGGUGAGAAGCUUCGUGCUCAGCGUGCCAUGGUGGAUUCUUUGAAGGAAGAGAUUGAUGUCCUGAGUCAGACCAUGUCAACAGCAGAAGUGACCAAAACCAAAGCUGAGAAACAAGUCAUUAAGCACGAAAAAGACCUUGCUAAGGCCACCAAGGAUAUACAGGCUUCCGUUGCGGAUCUGGAAGCACUAGAGGAGGAGAUUCAGAAUCAAGGAUCAAAUUCUGAAGGGUCGCAAGCCAGAGUUGACGAAGCUCAAGAAACUUUGAAGGAAAAGAAGAAGGAGCUCACUGCUCUCAAAGCUGAUCUUGAUGAGAAAACCGCCGAGCUCAACGAGACCCGUGCAAUUGAGAUUGAGAUGCGCAACAAACUUGAAGAGAACCAUAAAGUAUUGACUGAGAACCAAAAGAGGCUAAGAUACUGGCAAGAAAAGUCGGGCAAACUUGCUCUGCAGAACAUUGGUGACCUGGGUGAAGAAGUUGAACAGGAAGAACUUCCUACUUUUACCAGAGACGAACUUGCAGAUAUGAGCAAGGAGGCAUUGAAAGGCGAGAUUGCAAUCCUAGAAGAGAAAACUCAGAAUGUCAAUGUCGAGCUAGGUGUUCUUGCAGAAUAUCGUCGAAGAGUCGAAGAACAUGCUGCAAGGAAUCAAGACUUACAAAGUGCCGUGGCUCAGAGAGGCACCGCAAAGAAGCGCUGCGAUGAUUUACGACGCCUUCGUCUCGAAGGCUUCAUGGAAGGUUUCAGUACGAUUUCCCUUCGACUCAAAGAGAUGUACCAAAUGAUCACAAUGGGAGGAAAUGCCGAAUUGGAACUGGUGGACUCGCUAGAUCCAUUUUCGGAAGGAAUUCUAUUCAGUGUGAUGCCACCGAAGAAGUCUUGGAAGAACAUCUCAAACUUGAGUGGUGGUGAGAAGACAUUGAGCAGUCUGGCACUCGUGUUUGCUUUACAUCACUACAAGCCGACGCCCUUGUAUGUAAUGGACGAGAUUGACGCUGCUCUAGAUUUUAGAAAUGUUUCUAUCGUAGCAUCUUACAUCAAAGAACGAACCAAAAACGCACAAUUCAUCGUAAUCUCACUGCGGAAUAACAUGUUUGAACUCGCGAGUAGACUAGUUGGAGUGUACAAGGUUAACCAUAUGACGAAGAGCGUGACGAUAGAGAAUAAGGAUUACAUUACGGGUCGAGCAUGA